AUGCCUCGUAUCGAUGUACACCAUCACUUCUUUCCCCUGACAUUGGACAAAGUGAAUACCGGCAAGGAUGUAGGCUUUAGAACACCCGCUGAAAAUCUACCUUGGGAUCCUGAAAUAAGUAUUCGCUCCAUGGAUUCAAGUGGCAUCAAUAUUGCCCUUCUUUCGUUUCCUGCGAUAGCCUCGGGCUCUAUCAGUGAAGAGAACAGAAGAAUAACUCGUGAUCGGAAUCUCUUUGUUACUGGGAUUUGUCGGAAAUACCCAGGUCGAUUUGGAUAUUUCGCAACUCUGCCGUUUCUGGAUGAUAUCGAAGGCGUCCUAGAAGAGAUCAGAUAUACCCUCGAUGAACUCGGUGCUCAAGGGAUCUCAAUGUCGUCUAGCUACGGGGAAGGUCCUUCAGCAAGAUAUAUCGGAGAUGAUACCUACGAUCCAAUCUGGGCCGAACUCAACCGUCGCCAGACCGUCGUUUUCUUGCAUGGGGCACAAACGCCCUCAACAACGCCAUAUCCUCACCCUUCUCUCGGGGUCCCUAUUGUUGAGGUUCCAAACGAAACAUUCAAGGCAGCGUCUCAUCUUGUCGUUACAGGUCGAAAGCGUAAAUACCCCGAUGUCAAGGUCAUCUUAGCGCACCUUGGAGGAAGCGCACCUUAUUUGGCACCUCGGGUGGCCGUUCUUUCCAGACACAUGGGAUGUCCUCUGACCCCAAACGAGAUAAUGGACGACUUCAAGACGUUCUACUAUGAGACGGCUUUGAGCGCGCACGAAGUUACAUUGUCAGCUAUGCAAUCGUUCGUCAGCCACGAUCGAAUUUUGUUUGGAACCGACUUCCCCGCUGUCAGCACUGAGAUGUCAUCGUGGUACACCAACAACUUGGAGACAUUCUACCGAGAUGAAGGGGAUAUUUUGGAGAUGAUCAACUACAAGAACGCGCUCACACUGUUCCCAAAUCUUCAAACAAACUUCCCACAUUAG
Marasmius oreades (fairy-ring Marasmius) is the source of this 969-nucleotide messenger RNA. RefSeq lists its product as uncharacterized. Gene Ontology annotation, cellular component: cytoplasm. NCBI's taxonomy places the organism in Eukaryota, Fungi, Basidiomycota, Agaricomycetes, Agaricales, Marasmiaceae. The transcript has 6 exons. Gene Ontology annotation, biological process: secondary metabolic process. The coding region runs from base 1 to 969 and encodes 322 amino acids. Gene Ontology annotation, molecular function: carboxy-lyase activity; hydrolase activity. The record is from RefSeq and is a predicted model, not a curated record.